UGGGAAGUCGCGGCGACACCAAGCUGAGCCGCACCAGGCCGAGCGCUCGCUCACAGUCGGAGCUGAGUGCGGAGCCCAAGGCGGACGGCUACAGCUCUCGGGGCCCCAGCCGUCCCCACCCCCGGUCCCCCUCUCUCGGCCUCCUCCCCCAGUCCGGGCUGCCGAGCCGCCCGGCGCAGAAGGAAGCAUGCUGGCCGUCGGCUGCGCGCUGCUGGCCGCCCUGCUGGCCGCGCCCGCGGUCGCGCUGGUCCUCGGGAGCUGCCGCCCGCUGGAGGUGGCAAACGAUACGGUGAUUAGCCUUCCCGGGGCCACCGUCACCCUGAUCUGCCCUGGGAAGGAAGCAGAAGGCAAUGCCACCAUUCAGUGGGUGCACUCUGGCUCACAGCACAGACGGUGGACUACCGCAGGGAACUCACUGCUUCUGAGGGCAGUGCAGCUCAACGAUACGGGCAACUACUCAUGCUUCCUGGAUGAUCACCUGGUUGGGACUGUGCCCUUGCUGGUAGAUGUUCCUCCUGAGGAGCCUAAGCUCUCCUGCUCCCGGAAGAACCCCCUUGUAAGUGCAACUUGUGAGUGGUUCCCAAGCAGCCCCCCUUCUCCUACGACCAAGGCUGUGCUGUUCGUGAAAAAAAUCAACACCACCAACCCGAACAGUGGCUUCCAGUUGCCCUGCCAGUAUUCUCAGAAGUCCAGAAGCUUCUCCUGCCAGGUGGAAAUCCUAGAGGGUGACAAAAAUUACCACGUGGUGUCACUGUGCGUUUCAAACAGUGUCGGAAGCAAGUCCAGCAGCAACGUGGCAUUUCAUAGUUUAAAAAUUGUGCGGCCUGACCCCCCUGUGAAUCUUAAGGUGUCCGCCAUACCUGGAAGGCCUCGCUGGCUCAAAGUCAGCUGGCAAGACCCUGAGUCCUGGGACUCACGCUACUACAUGUUGAAGUUUGAGCUUCGAUACCGACCUGUGUGGUCAAAGACGUUCACAGUGUGGCUGGUGGCCCAGCACCAGUGCAUCAUCCAUGAUGCCUUGCGAGGAGUGAAGCACGCGGUGCAGCUCCGUGGGAAGGAGGACCUUGAGACUGGCCAGUGGAGCGAGUGGUCCGCAGAGGUCACCGGCACUCCUUGGAUAGAGCCCCCGAGCACUCCCACAGGGAUCCUGGAGGACCCCACACAGGUCUCUGAUGAAGACUAUGACGAGGAGGAGGAUCUGUACAACCAGCCUGUAAAAGCGACAAGCUUCCCGGCCUUAGGGCAAGAUUCUUCCUCGAUAUCGCUGCCCACAUUCCUGGUGGCUGGAGGAAGCCUGGUGUUUGGGUUGCUCCUCUGUGUCUUCAUCAUCCUGAGGCUCAAGAAGACGUGGAAGUCACCGGCUGUGCGGGAAAGCAAGACGAGUUCUCCCCCGCCAUAUUCCUUGGGACAGCUGAAGCCGGCCUUCAUACUGGUUCCUCUCCUCACCUCAGCAGGGUCCCACAGCAGCUCCAGGCCUGACAACACCUUACACCACAGCUGUCCGGGUGUCAGAGACCCGCAGAGCCCUUACGACACCAGCCAUAGGGACGGCUUAUUCCACAGCUAGUUGUCUGGAUGGGACCUGCAGCUGGUGUCAGAUCAGCUCGGCCACUCCAGCUUACCUGGGCUGGGAGUGGCGGGUGGGGUGCAGCUUCCCUUUCGCACAAGAGCCUUGCAGAAGAUGCGGAGGGGUCAGGACUGUGUACUGCACAUGCUCCGAAGGCAGGGGUUGUGAGGGACGCGGGCCACCGUGAGGACCUAGCCUCCACACCCUCAGGAUAGCCUCAGGUAGGGGUGCCAAAGGUUGCCCUAAUUGCCUAGCUCUGACUCACUCCCCCAACCCACCUUUUAGUUGAACUCUUGAAAUCCAAGCACCUUUGGCCUUCUCUUUUCCUAGGCCGCUAAGGCUGGGGAGGAACUCAUGCCCACUCUCCUUCUCAAUACCUGGAAAGCCACUGGAUAAAGCAGCUGGCAUCCCGCUUGUGACGAAUCUCUCAGGGCCUGAUGGUUUAAGCAGAAUGAUAUUAAUCUCUUGUAAGAAGAUACGAAUGAUAAUUCUAGGCACUGCUGACUGCAGAAGUUUUAUUUUCUUAUUUGAACUCAGGACUUCAGAAGAGAAGCAGGAAGGAAGGGGAAGGACGGGUCUCCACUGUGCCCGUUGUAGUCCAGGGGACACAGCCUCUGAAAACAUGUUUUAUGUCCCCCGCUACUCUCCCAGGGGAGGGUGCUGUUAGUGAGUUCCUCUGCUAGGGCAGGGAGUAUAGCUACUUUACUCCAGCCUUGCUCAUACUGGCUUCAACUGGACCUGAGCUACUGGGAAGGACAACAUUCGUGAAAAAAGAAAAACCUAACUAGCAAGAAUGCAUUUUCAGUUUGCUUUUACAAAACUGUUGCCUGAGCCGCGUGGUGGCGCACACCUUUAAUUCCAGCACACCUUUAAUUCCAGCGUACGGGAGGCAGAGGCAGGUGGAUGUUUCUGAGUUCAAGGCCAGCCCUUAACAGAGUGAGUACCGGGACAGCCAGAGCUACACAGAGAAACCUUGUCUUGGAAAACAAAACAAACAAGGAAAGAAAACUGUUGCCUGUUUCUCUUGACCCUGGAAGAGACCACUCACUGUGUGUUGGUGUAUGAACCACCUGGGGGGGGGGCGAUGCUAGCGGGGUGGGGGAUGGCAAGGUGAUACAGUAGCUUUGUUUAGCACAAAAGCCAAGUCAAGUGAAAAUCGAGAAAAAUGUUUCCUGUAACAGAGAAGACUUCGGUUUCGUUCUGUGUCUUGUUUCUGUCUUAAAAAGUGUACAAAUAGUCUGUGCUCGGCUCCAGGGAAUGAGCGCGUGCCAGGCUUAGGAAAGAAGAGUGUCCACUUCCUGUUACACCUCACUGCCUCCGUGGCCUUCCUCACUUCACAGUCCCCGCAGAAGCGCUGGUCCCCUUGUCACUUCCUUCACUGAUGUUACUGGUCACCCAGGAGACCGCAGAGUGGGUGCUGGGAUUAAAGUGAGCCUUGCAAUCAUUUACCAGAUCCCAACACUUUGCUAGUAGCUUACCUUUUCAGAAAAUGCCACCCCCAGGGGUCAGGAGGUGGCUCCUGGAGGCUGUGCUUGUGCUGUCUGCUCCACAGAUCCAGGUGCCACUGCCCUAAGCUGCUAGUUAAUUCUCUUUUUCUAGGCUUUGUGUGUCUCAGGGCCUGUGCUGUCGUAGAAAAGGGUUUGUAAGUUGACAAAAUCCAGGCAGGUAUUCAUGUUUUUUCCCCCUUUGUUAAGUUUCUGGGACUCAAGAGCAGCAAAGAUGCUGCGAAAGGGAGUAUUAGAAAUAGCGAUCUGCAGGAGCAGGCGACUGAGCCCACGCGAGGCUGUUCUUCACCUGGCUUUGCCAGCACGCCGUUACCAAAGCCAGGCAGAAUAAGCUGGUGGAAGAUUGAAAUCCAAAUAACUCAUUAUCUCCAAAAGCUAAUUAGCUCUAAUCCCCAAGUUGUUAUUGCUUUCACUAUUAUUAUAAAAGGCUAGCCCUCCCCCCUUUUCCCUUUUGACUUUUAAUAAGCUAAUGUCAAUGAAGUCUGUUUCAUCUGAGCCCCAGCUUCGCUCAGAGACACAGGUUUGGGCCCUCAGCUGCUUCUGGCCUCCAGUCUGUGUCACUGGAGUUUCUGCAGCCCACAGGCCGCCUGUCAAUAGCCUGUCAACAGUCACUUGACACCUGCAGUCAGGGAUCCGGCAGGCAGAUGUGGCGGCUUUAGGCAGGGUUUAAACAUGACCUUCGCUGCACGGUGGGAAGAGUAGAACACAGACCAGCUCAAGUUCUAAGCUGAUCUUUGAUUCUUAAGGCAUUAGUAAAGCAGCUUUAAAAUAUUUCAAGGGAGUAGCAGGGGCUGUGCACCCAAGAUGUUUGGAGACCCAGUGUUUUCUCUCCUUGAGCAUGGUCUCUGCAGUUUCUCACCUGGCUGUACUGAGUCUUGGGAGAAGGAAACUGGUGUGAAGUUCAUGGCUGGAAUUGGGCUGGAGCCAGUGGGGCGCAGAGCCCAGCAGGGUAGCCCAGCUGUGGCCGUGUUCUGCAGGUUUAAGGAUGCCUGGCUUGCUGCCUUUUUCUCCCUAGCAGCUCUUUAUGCCUGACCUAGUUGGAGAGGAUUCCCACACUCAGCUGCAGGUGGAGGUGCUGAGAAACCCAUCUUCAGGGUUACAGGGUCACCCCAAGAACCUUUCCCAUGCUGCAGCCUCUGGUGAGGUUGUGGCUGGAAGUGGCAGGCCAGCUGGCUCAGGUCAUAGUGCUGGUGCUGGGGAGGGUGUGCCAAAGGUCUUUCCAGCCUCUAGUCCUCACAAGGUUGGGUACCAGUUCCAGGAGUUUCUAUGGCAACCUUGAUGCUUAUUAAGGAAAAUUGUCAUUUUUGUGAACGUAUCCUCAAUGGAGAUCUAGUUUGCAGGGGAAGGACUGGGACUGUGGAGCAAGCUGGAACGACAGAGACUUUCUUGGCUAGAGAUCAUAUCCGUUAAGCAGAAUACCUCAAUGCUACAUGCUUUUGUUUCGAGACAAUGUUUUUAAAGUUUUUUUUUUUACCCGUGUUACCAGCAAGUUGAUACCUAAGGUCUUUCUGCAAAGUAGUGUAAUAUGUUUUUUCAAAUUUUUUUUGGGGGGGGAACCACUGUUUUUUAAAAGUGAAAAUUGUAACUGAAAUAAAUACUUUUUUCAAACUGCA
Molecule: messenger RNA, 4685 nt
Organism: Arvicola amphibius (Eurasian water vole)
Lineage: Eukaryota; Metazoa; Chordata; Mammalia; Rodentia; Cricetidae
Gene: Il6r
Product: interleukin 6 receptor
Exons: 10
Coding region: 188-1567 (459 amino acids)
Biological process (GO): cytokine-mediated signaling pathway
Cellular component (GO): membrane; external side of plasma membrane
Molecular function (GO): protein binding; cytokine receptor activity
Source: RefSeq, a predicted model, not a curated record